Cutaneotrichosporon cavernicola is the source of this 2103-nucleotide messenger RNA. RefSeq lists its product as uncharacterized. Lineage: Eukaryota; Fungi; Basidiomycota; Tremellomycetes; Trichosporonales; Trichosporonaceae. Gene Ontology annotation, biological process: protein import into nucleus; ribosomal large subunit biogenesis. The coding region runs from base 1 to 2103 and encodes 700 amino acids. The record is from RefSeq and is a predicted model, not a curated record. The transcript has 6 exons.
AUGGGCAAGGCGCAGGUCAAGAAGAGGACAGCAAAGCGGCACAACCCCAUCCGCGUACCGGACGCUCACCUUGGCGGCGGUCGUGCAGACGGCAAGGCCAACCCUGACAAGGAGAAGCAGCUCCUUCCCGUUCUCGAGAAGCUCAAGGCACCCGAGGCUGCUGAUCGGACGUGGGCAUGUGCGGCUGUUGGAAAUCUCAUCAACGAGGACGCUGCGAUGCGUCGCCUCUUCCAGUCCCGCAACGUUGUGGGCGCGCUCAUCGAGCGGCUGAGUGACGACGUUGAUGAUGUUGUUGUCGAGGCGUCAGGAACCCUCCGUAACCUCGCGAUUGACGGAGGCCACGAGAUCUGCGGCGAGAUGUUCAACAAGGGCAUCAUGCCCCACCUCACUGCUCUUAUGGGCAAGAUCUCCGGGACGAUCGACAACGUGCUUGCCGGGACCGCAAAGGAACUUCCCGAAGAUGAGAUCGAGCGCCGCGGCCACCUCCUCGCUCUCACCGAGAAUGUCAUCAUGCUCGUCUGGAGCCUGGCCGAGGCAAGCUGGAAGACCCUCGAGGCUGUCAACGCCGCACACGGCGAGGGCCUCCUGGUGAAAGCACUGCAAGGUAGGGACCAACUCUCUCCUGGUGUCGCGCUCGCGGCUGCCCAGGCGCUCUUCUGUCUCACGCACGACAACAUGCCGUUCUCAUCCGCUCUCCUGGCGCAGCCCAACGCUCUCCCGGUGCUUGUUGGGAUUGUCAAGGCCGACCACAUGCCAGCCGAGCGCGACGCCAAGGGCAAGGGCCGUGCCAAGAAGUCCAUGGACCUGGAGGACGACGAGACCGCCGAUGGCCGUGCGCUCCUCACCCGCGUGCUCAUUGCCGGCACACUGCGUAACCUCGUCGAUCCUGGGUCAUCCGCAGACUCCAAGGUUGGCAUUGCUACGCUCACGAACGAAGUCAUCCUCCCGUUGAUAAACGGGUUGCUGGACCUCGACCUGGCGCAGGCAGCGGAGCGCGUGACUCAGCUUGUGACAGAAAUUCCGAAGGACGGCCCAGUGCUUGGCAAGGACGUCAAGGUUGACCACAAGUCGACCGCUGAGAUCAAGCUUGAGCGCGUGGAGCGCCUGCUCAGCACUGUCGGUGUGGGCCUGGAGAUCUUGACGUCGAUUUGUGCGGGACUCGAGGACGCGGUCGACGAGGAUAUGGAGGAGGACGGAGCCGACGACGAUGAUAUGGACGAGACGAUGGGCGACGAGGACCUGAUUGCGCGCGGCCGCGAACCAAACGCAAACGGUACGGCGGCCGCCGCACCCAGCGUCAACACCGCCGCGACCCUUCCCCACCUUCUCUCUACCCUCUCCCUCCCAACCCGCCUCCUCACUCUUGCCCAGCUCAACAAGCUCUCCCUCCCUCCUCACGGUCCCAAUCCUUCUGUUCACCCACCCACGACGGCUGCCCUCUCUGUCGUUCACCUGCGCGCACUCGAGGCGCUCAACAACCUCCUCAUCUCUACCUCCGCAGCGGUUAUGGGCGGGGAGCAGCUUGCGCAGCUUCUUCCCCCAGCGAUGUGGGAGGGCGUCUUCGCCAUCGUGCAGGGAACGGGCGAGGACGCGGCGGCACUCAAGGCCAAGGGCCAGGAGAUGCGCCUGGAGCUGAUGGAAGGCGCCCUCGCCGGCGCGUGGGGCCUGUCCAAGACGAUCCCCGCCGCGGCACCCCAGGGCGCAACGGACAUGAUCACGAAAGCAAUCCCAGUGCUUCGGAUCGAGGCUGCCGCUCGCGCGGUUGACACCCUUGCCUCGCUCGCAGCCCGUCCCAGCGUGACAAUUGAGGAGAACGCCGCCGUCGCACAGUGGCUUGUGGCCGCUCUCACCUCCCAGCCCAACGCCGAGAUGAUGGUUGCUCUGCUCAACGCCGUUAUUGACAUCUACGCCGACGAGGGCCGCGAGUAUGACCAGCCUGUGUUUGUUGCCAACAACAUGAUUGGUGCGCUCACAAACAUUGUCGCGCGCGUGCGCUCCGAGUCGCGCAAGAUUGACAGGAGGAAGACCCCGCUCCUCCGUGCUCGCGCUGAGGAGGCGUACGAGAACCUCGUUGCGUUCAUCAAGUACCGCCGGAGUCUGUAG